Messenger RNA from Zingiber officinale, 1478 nucleotides. RefSeq lists its product as uncharacterized. The transcript has 5 exons. Bases 96 to 1217 code for a protein of 373 amino acids. NCBI's taxonomy places the organism in Eukaryota, Viridiplantae, Streptophyta, Magnoliopsida, Zingiberales, Zingiberaceae. Gene Ontology annotation, biological process: regulation of DNA-templated transcription. Gene Ontology annotation, cellular component: nucleus. The record is from RefSeq and is a predicted model, not a curated record.
CCGUCUGUCUUUCGACCGUUGGCAGCCGCAUCGAGGAAGACGAACUCUUCCCCGUCUCUAGGUCGUGGGCGAGCGAUCGAGCGAGAGGGGAGGCGAUGGUGGCCACUCGAGGCAAGGCGGCUACAGUCGAGGCAUCGGCGAUCCACUGGAAUCAGGUGAGGGAUAGGCGGCGGGGGAGCCCCCCCUCCUCCCCUCCUCCCCCUCAGGCGGCGCUAUCGCCGACGGCCCCGGCCAGUCCCGCAGAUUACGAGAGGCUGCGAGGUGAGAGGAUCAAGGAGAACAUGGAGAGGUUGCGGAGUUUCGGCAUACUCGACCUCUCCCUCCAACUCAAGUCUCAUCUUCCAACGAACCCCUCCCCCCAACGCCGCAGGAGGAGGGGAGACGUCACCGGCAAUUUUGGAGCGAAGAAGUUUCUGAUUUCGUCAACAUCGAAAAGGCGAUCCUCCAGAUUGCAAAAUGUAGCCCCAGUUAGCUAUGCCGAAAAUGGUCAUAAAAACCUGAACUUUAAGAAGAGCAACUCAGUUGAAGCAGGUGCAAAGGAAGAGGUUUAUGCAGUUGAACAUGAGAAGUUAUUAGGCACAUUUGAGACGAGUUGGACACUGUUAGUGGAUGGAUAUGGUAAAGAUGGAAGGCGCAUAUAUGAUCCUAUAAAUGGGAAAACAUGCCAUCAGUGCAGGCAAAAGACACUUGCUCAUCAUACUCACUGUAGCAAAUGUCAGCUACUCCAGGGGCAAUUCUGUGGAAAUUGUUUGUUUACGAGAUACGGUGAAAAUAUUCUGGAAACCAGCAAGAAUCCCAAUUGGAUUUGUCCAGUCUGUCGAGGCAUCUGCAAUUGUAGUUUAUGUAGAAUCAAGAAAGGAUUGACCCCCACCGGCAUUCUAUACAAAAAGGUUGUAAAUUUGGGAUACAAGUCUGUGGCGCAUUAUCUUAUUCAGACGCAGCAGCAGCAGACAAUUUCUGGUGAUUUAAGUUCUCCCAAGUCGGCCUCUGCAGAAGAUUCAUCUUGUGUUCACAAUGAUCCUGAGGAGAAUAAAAGCAAGGUAGAAACCGGAAAGAUCACUGAAGAAAACUACUCGUCUAUUGAAGCUGGGGUAAUUAGCUCAGAUGAGCACAGUGCAAAGAAUGCUGUGGCUAAGAAGGAAAACAAAUCGUUUGAAGAUGUAAAUCCUGCCAUUGGCAGCAUUGCGAGCAGAAUAAGAAAGCGGAACAUCGCAUGAACAUGCUUUUCUACUGUUUCAGUAUCUUGUAGACGUUAUUGCACAAUUAGGAAAUCAGAUAGUUGAGACAGAUGAUUGGCUAAUUUUGUGGCUUUUGAAGUAACACUUGCAGUGCCAAUUCUAGAAGCAUUUUCAGUUCCCUAUUUAAAUAGAAUCGUCUGUCAAAGUUUAGGUAGAGAGUGAACUGUAUUGUUGUCAUAUUUGCUGUCAUUGCACGUUGUAUUAUCAUCAUGAAUUUGUUUUAGUUCUAAAUACAGCUCA